CCCGCCUGUCCCAGCACUGACACCGGGCUGCCCGCACCUGAUGGCUGGUCUCUAGCUGCUGCCGCUUCUACAGGAGACAGGUGACAGGACAGCUGAGCCAUGGACGCCGCAUCCACCGAUUGUGAUUCUUCAGAUUUAGGUUCAAGUCAGGGCCACGCGUCUGGAGUCUGGAUCUCUGUGUCUUGCCGUUGACACUAUUGACCUUACAGAUGACAUUUAAAACCUAGCUCUGCUCCAAUUUCCUAAACUCAUCUGGAAAGAUGGAAGAUGUCCUGUGAUUAGUGAUGAGCGCGGAGAUCGGGCCCAGUUGCCUAGAAAUAUGAUAGAAAACAGUAUGUUUGAGGAAGAACCAGAUGUGGUUGAUCUUGCUAAAGAACCCAACUUAAAUCCUCUGGAAUCUGAAGAAGUGGAAUAUGAACCAAGAAGCUCUCGCCUACUUGUGCGUGGAUUGGGUGAACAAGAGCUGGAUGAUGAUGAAGAAAAUUAUGAAUCUUCUGCAAAACUCUUGGGCAUGUCUUUCAUGAACAGAAGUUCAGGUCUUCGAAGCAAUUCAGAGAACUAUCGACAGAUUCAAGAGGGACUAUGUCCGGUUCCAUCAGUGAGAACUGUGAUUGUGGGCGUUGUACUUGUUGUGAUCUUAGUUUCCAUAAUUACAGUCAUUUACUUGCUUCCAAAGUGUACAUUUACCAAAGAAGGAUGUCAUAAGAAAACUCAUCCUAUGGAACAGAUAUACCCCAUUGCCACCAAUGGAGAACUCUUCCCAUGGACUAAAAGUAGACUUCCAAACUACAUUAAACCCUUGGAAUAUGACAUUACUCUUUAUCCUAAUCUCACGACCAUGACAUUUUCUGGCAAAGUUAACAUAAAGCUAAGUAUUGUUGAGAACACCAAGGCCAUUGUGCUUCAUAGCUCAGGUCUCCAAGACAUACAGGCAAAUGUCAAUUUAACAGGCGGUGCCAUUCAUAGCCUCUCCGUUUUGGAAUAUCCAACUUUUGAGAUGAUUGCAAUGGUUUUGUCUGAACCAUUGCUGAAAGGAACUGAAUGCUUGCUUACCAUUGAAUACCACUCCAACCUUUCAAGUUCUUACUAUGGAUUUUACAAAAUCUCCUAUAUGAAUGAAAAUAAAUCCAGCAGGUGGCUUGCAGCUACACAGUUUGAGCCUCUCGCAGCAAGAAAAGCCUUUCCUUGCUUUGAUGAACCGGCGUUUAAAUCCACAUUUCGACUGAAGAUGAAAAGAAGUAAAGAAUAUAUUGCUCUAUCAAACAUGCCGAAGACCAACACAUCAGUUCUCCCGGACGGUCUUCUCCUUGAUGAAUUUGCCACCAGUGUAAAAAUGAGCACCUAUUUGGUUGCUUUUAUAGUGUCCGAGAUGAAAAAUGUAACUGCAAAUGUGAAUGGGACUUUGGUAUCUGUCUAUGCUGUACCACAGAAGAUUGACCAAGCCCAGUAUGCACUGACGGCUUCAAUUAUCCUGCUUGAUUUCUUCUCAGAGUACUUCCAAAUUGAAUACCCCCUUAAAAAAUUAGAUCUAGUGGCUAUUCCAGACAUUCAAGCAGGAGCCAUGGAGAACUGGGGUCUGCUUACCUUCCGGGAGACCACACUUCUGUACAAAGAGAAUUCCUCAUCACUUAUGGAUAAGCAGUUAAUUACUAAAGUCAUAGCUCAUGAAUUGGCCCAUCAGUGGUUUGGAAACCUUGUGACCAUGGAGUGGUGGAAUGACCUGUGGCUGAAUGAAGGCUUUGCAACGUACAUGGAGUACUUUGCUUUGCAGUCAAAAUUUCAAGACCUGAAUGCUGAUGAUAACUUCCUGAUAGAUCGCUGCAGGGCCUUGGAAAAGGAUUCAUUACAGACGACUCAUGCUAUAUCUACAGAUGUGCAGUCUCCAGAACAAAUCGAGGAGAUAUUUGAUGACCUUUCUUACAUAAAGGGUGCUUCCAUUCUGCAGAUGCUGAAUGCUUAUCUCUCUGAGAAAGUCUUUCACGAGUGCAUUGUUAAGUAUUUGCAAGAUCAUCAAUAUGGAACAACGAAGAGCGAUGGGUUAUGGGACAGCAUGAACCUGGUCACAAAAUCGAAUCCAGAUGUGAAGAACAUCAUGAAGACCUGGACUCGACAAGCUGGUUAUCCUCUGGUGACUGUUGAAAGGAAGGGAAAGGAGGUGUUUGUGAGUCAGGAGCGAUUCCUUCGAACUGUAAAUUCCAGCAAUGCCACUGGAAAUUCUAGCACCCUGUGGAACGUGCCUCUGUCUUAUACAUUUGGACCCUGUGAAGGACCUGCAUGUUUUUCAGCAUUUUUACUAAGUCAAAAGCAAGGUAAAUUCGUUUUGCCAAGCGAACCCUCCUGGCUGAAGUUUAAUGUGAAGAUGGCUGGAUACUACAUAGUGGAUUAUGGUCAAGAUGGUUGGGAUGCUCUCAUUAACCAGCUGCGAAAAAACCCCACUGUCUUCGCUGCCAGUGAUCGAGCCAACCUGAUCCAUGACAUGUUUGCCCUUUCAAGUGUUGGAAAGAUCCCGCUGUCAAAGGUAUUUGAUUUCCUUUCCUAUCUUGUAAAUGAAACGGACAUUGUCCCAAUCAGACAAGCACUUCAGCAGCUCCGCAUCAUCCAGAGUCUCCUGGCUAAACAGGGCUUCCUUGAUGUGGCAUCAAACUUAGAGACCCGGGCCUUUGACCUUUUAAGCCGUCAAAUUAACAAACAAGAGUGGACGGAUGAUGGAUCAUUGUCUGAACAGGAACUAAGAUCGUUACUCUUGGAUUUAGCGUGUAUGCGUGAUGAUAUCAACUGUGUUCACAAUGCUACUGAGCUGUUCAAUGCCUGGCGAAGCAAUGGGACACAUCUCCCAACAGCUGUCAGGAAAGUUGUAUUUAAAGUUGGAGCCCGCACAGAUGACGGGUGGGAGCAUCUGUACAACAUGUACUGCACAUCCUUGUCUGAAGCAGAGAAGAUGAAAAUGCUGGGAGGACUUGCCAGCACAUAUAAUGGCAAAAAAUUACAGUGGUUGAUGUCCGCCAGCCUUCAUGGAGAAGGUAUAAGAUCACAGGACUUUCCCACUGUUAUCCGGCUCAUUAGUGAGAAUAUUCCUGGGCAUGUGCUGGCUUGGAAUUUUGUCAAACAGAACUGGGAUGAAAUUACUCAGAAAUUCCUUCCUGGCUCGUUCCCUAUACAGUCCAUCGUGACCAAGACUACUGCUCAUUUCGGUACAGAGGUUUACUUAAAUGAGGUGAUUAAUUUCUUCAAUUCUACUAAGGGCAAAAGCAGAGAAAUGUGGUGCGUGAAAGAGGCCAUUGAAACCAUCAAACUGAACAUCGAUUGGAUUGCCAAAAACCAUGACAACCUUUUCUGGCUGUAGCUCAC
Bufo bufo (common toad) is the source of this 3348-nucleotide messenger RNA. It is a transcript of the gene LNPEP, whose product is annotated as leucyl and cystinyl aminopeptidase. The transcript is spliced from 19 exons. Gene Ontology annotation, cellular component: cytoplasm. Bases 320 to 3343 code for a protein of 1007 amino acids. NCBI's taxonomy places the organism in Eukaryota, Metazoa, Chordata, Amphibia, Anura, Bufonidae. Gene Ontology annotation, biological process: proteolysis; peptide catabolic process. Gene Ontology annotation, molecular function: zinc ion binding; metalloaminopeptidase activity; peptide binding. The record is from RefSeq and is a predicted model, not a curated record.